CACCGGGAAUAAAGUAAGAUGGCGGCCGCCAAGCGUGUUUUGUACGUUGGUUAGUGUUCCCGUUUAUAUUAAUAAUAUUCUCUUUGAUUCUAUUUACAGUGAGGGGAGGGUGUGGCUUAGUUUAGCUCACACGACAUUUGACAAUGAAGAUACUGUGUUAUUAUCAUUAUAGCUUGGUUUAUAUGUUAUCAGUUGCACUUUGUGUGCAUGUAGCUAUUCACAUUGACAGCAAACAGCGCUGUAUGUUGUGGGCUAUAACUUGCAGCGGGGAAAUGGUUACUUUACUUUUAACAGCCUUGGGGGUUUGAGGUAAUAGCUGAAGUAGUGAAGUGGAAGCAUUGCUGACUUGGACAGUUUGUUUUUUUUGACAUUUUUGCAUUAAAGGGACACUAUAGGCCACCAGACCUCUUCAUCUCAUUGAAGGGGUCUGGGUGCAGUGUCCCUGUCCCACUUAGUUUUUGAGAAAUUGCAAUGAUUACAUUGCUGGACUAAGACAGCCUCCAGUGGCUCUGAAUUAGACAGCCACCAAAGGAGUUUCCGGGGUUCAAAUGGACUCUGAGUCCCUUAAGCGACAGUGGACAUUCAGUAUCGGUGAAUUCCCCAGGGGAAAGAAUUAAAGGACCACUAUAGUGCCUAGAAAACAAAAUCGUUUUCCUGGCUCUAUAGGGUUUUUCGGACCCACUCCCGCCGGGCUGAUGGGGGAGGAAGGGGUUAAAUUCUUACCUUUCUUCAGCGCCGGGCUCCCUCGGUGCUGGGGAUCUCUCCUCCCUCUUCCGACGACAUGCGCUGAAUGCGCAUGCGUGGCAAGAGCCAUGCGCGCAUUCAAUCAGUCCAUAGGAAAGCAUUUCUCAAUGCUUUCCUAGGCGUCUUCUCACUGUAAAAAUCACAGUGGGAAGCGCCUCUAGCGGCUGUCAAUGAGACGGCCACUAGAGGCUGGAUUAACGGUAGUGUAAACAUAGCAGUUUCAGAGAAAAUACUAUGUUUACAGCUGCAAGGUUUACCAUAGAUGGACCUUGCACCCAGACCACUUCAUUGAGCUGAAGUGGUCUGGGUGCCUAUAGUGGUCCUUUAAGGCAAUGUUUUCCUUUGGGAUGGGCCUAAUGCACUCGAUGUGCAUGCGCAUUAGGUACCUAGUAGGAGGUCGCAGAGUGCUGACAUCAGCACUGAAAUUGGUUAAGUGACUUAAAAAAAAAAUUCCUUUAAACUGUUUAUAUGCCAGAUGGUGUGCUACGAAGGAGGUGGGGGCAGAGGGCACUAUAGUGUUAGGAAUACAGAUUUGUAUUCCUAACACUAUAGAAUCCCAAUCCAAAAUAUUCCCUCGAAGUACAGGGAUGUGUAUAACAAAUGAGUGCCAAGGCAUGAAUAAAAAUAAAUAAAAAGCAGCUCUAUACACUUAUGUGGAAAUAUCCUCUGAUCCACAAGAAAUAUAACAACGGUGUGAGUGAGAAACAAACACCUCUAAGUGGAGCGCUGGAAUAAAUAUACAGAACUUACCAAACUAUUCUAUGUUGGAAGUUUAGCAUAAAAUACAUGUAAAAAGAACAAAGGGUACAGUAUAGUGCAGACGGUCUUUAAAAAGUGGGGUUUAAUAUGUAGUGUAGCAGAGAAAAUACUCACAUUUAAAGGAGCCUGUGUAUAGGUACUGGCUCCUUAAUCAGACCUAUGUGCUCUUAUGGCAGCACCACCUUUCCGCUUCAGCUUGCAAUGAUCCUCAUUAACAAGACAUAAGGGGAGGAGGAGGACCAAUGUGUAGACUGUAAUAAUAUCAGAUAGAAAUAUGCAAUAAUAAAUGGGGUGCUCACCUAGUUCUGAGCCUACUGGUCCCGGCUCUAAGGUAUACAGGUUCUGUGCCAAUUUGGAUGGGGAUGGCACUACCCAUAUGAAGAUUCCCAGAGGCUCCAAGGAAGGACUUGCUUAGGAUGUGUGGAUUAAAAAUAAAAUUUAUUAUUGUACAAUGGCAAAUUAAAAGUGGAUAUAAUAUAAUAAAAAGUCCUUUAAAAUGGCCAAUACUAUAGAAUCCCUUUAGGGACAGUGGGUGUGCUAUGCCGUCCUCGGGGACCUGGCACGUUUAGUGGUGGGCGGCAUAGCACAUCCCCGCCGUUCUAUGUACUUGCAGUCGAUUGUGGUGGUCUUGCUAUGUACUUGCUGUUGUUCUGGCCCUCGUGGGCCAUGUGAUCGCGAGGUCCUGGCGAGGACCUCAUGAUCACAUGGACGGAACAGCCGUCCACAGCAGUGCCAGCAGGGUACAUAUAUUAAUAUAAAAAUACUUAUAAUUACAUUUUUAUAUAUAUAUAUUAUAAAAUAUAAAUAAGUAAUUUAAAUUAAAUAAAAAAAUGUAAAAAAAAAAAAUUAUAUCUAUGAAAUUUCAUUCUAAGUGUAUUUUGAUAUAAAUAUAUAUAUUAAUAUCAAAAUACACUUGGAAUGAAAUUGUGUAUAUAUAUAUAUAUCUAUGUAUAUAUAAAUAAAAAUACGAAAUAUACAUAUGUCCAUAUACAAAAUUACAUAAAUAAAUAUACACGUAGACUUCAAAUAUAUAAAUAUGCAUAUAUAUUUAAAUUCUACGUGCGUAGUUAUGUAAUAUUUUUACAUAAUUAAGUAAUUUUAUUGAUUGCAAUUUGAGGGACCUGCCUGCCAACCCAGGCCGAAAGUCCAGAGAAUUUAAUUUGCUAGCACUAUAUUUUACCCUGUAACGUUCUACGACAUUCUAUAUAUAUAUAUUUUUUUUUUUUUAAAUAUACAUUAAAGUGGCUCGUUAGUCACCAGAAUAACUACAGCUUAAUGUAGUUGUUAUGGUAUUUAUGCCUGUCCCUGUAGGUUUUUUAAUGUAAAUACUGCCUUUCCAAAGUAAAGGCAGAUGUUCAUAUUGCUGCCUAGUAACACCUUUAGUGGCAGUCACUCAGACGGCCCCUAGAAGUGCUUCCUGGGUCAGUGCAGCACACUAUGUAGCAGUGACGUUCACCGUCUCCACGCUCUGCAUGGAGGCACUGAAACUCCUCAUAGAGAUGCAUUGAUUUAGUGCAGCACUGUGAGGAGAUGCUGGUUGGUGCAGCGUGGCAUUUUGCUUCGCAUGCGCUUUAGCCUCCCAGUACUCUUAUAUGGGAAAGCAUUGUAAAUUUGAUGAUCUAAGCCAAGGAGCCAGCAGCAGCAAAACCAAAAGGUGCUGGGAAAAAAAGGUCAGUAAAACAUAUUUUUACUGCAGGGAGAGUGGGGUGGUAAUCUGAACGGCGUUCUUAGAGUUAUAAUGGCAGGAAUACAUGUUUGUAUUCCUGACAUUAUAGUGUUCCUUUAAAUAACAAAUUUAAAUUUGUGGCAAAUAAAUGUGCAUACAACUUUUAAAUGAAUACAUGGAAAAAGCACGUUUCCAAUCAAGGUCGUAGUAAAUUAAUUGCUGUGUCCUAUAUGGAAUAUAAACAUAUUUAUUUAUUAUUGGCAUUUAUAAAGCAGGCUAGCCAUUUGUUAUAAACAAGUAAGUAUUUGCCAACCAAAAUUCUAUCAGCCAGAUUAUUAACUACAUGUUACAUCAAGUACAAAAGAUUACAGUAGUAAACUAUAUGUAACAAUGGCAGUAUCUUUAUAGUAAAGUAAUAAUCUAGUAACUAAAUUAAAGAAAUCUGGUUGAAUAUCUUCUCCAUCUCUGUCCGUGCCUUAUAGCUGCAGGACCAUAUGAGCUGCACCACCAUGGUUAGCUUAGCCAGAAAGCUUUUGGCCCUCUGUGAGUCAGGAAGCAGUCAAAACAUUAUAUAUAGAAUGGUUUGACUACUUGUGUUGGAGGGGGGAGUCAGAGGGAUCGGUAGUGCCAGGAAUACAGCUUUGUUUUCCUGGCACUACAGUAUCCAUUUAAAGAGCAUUGAAUUCAAUCUCUACAUUGUGCUAGCACUUUUAUCAGCAAAUGUGUAGAUUGAGAUAAAAAAACUAUUUAUUUAUAAAUGUCUUUCUCUGACCUGUCAAUCAGUUAUUUGGCAUGGACUGUAUGCUGAAGAUUUGAUUUAUAAGUGAGAGCAGAAGAGACUGCCCAUGGGCGUAGCAACCACAGUGCAUGCAUGGUGGUUGCUAUGGUAACUCCCUAGCAGAUGCUACUAACCCUGGCUAGGGAGUAUAGGAACAGUUACUGACAUCACUCGAUUUAGAUGCUGGCAAUGCCACCAUGUCAGCGUGGAAGCGUCCCCCAUGCAGGAUAAGUCAAUGAAGAUACUGGCGAGGGCGGACAGGAGGUGGGUAUUACAGAAAUUUUACACCUGUCUCCGUAAGGACAAUGCAGCGCGGACGGGGAGGGUGAGGUGAGUGAGUCAUGACAGGUUCCCUUUAAGCAUAGUGCUUUUGUAAUCAACAAAUUAUUGUAUUCUCCACACUGCUAGUCACUCUACUGCAAAUUCUUUACGGUUCCACCUAUCCUUCUUGAGUUCUUCUGUCUUAAUGCUUACCUGCGUUGGUUAUUUGUUGGCUUUGGCUUCCUUUUUGGUCCUAUCUCCCCAACCUGUCUUACACAUAAAGCCCUUUAACAAUUCUACAAACAAAGGUUGUGACUACACUGAAACAAUAUGUAUAAACUCCCAUAGAUACAGCUAUCAGGGCAUUGGUGAAGCUCUAUUGCAUAGUCUCAAUGCCCUGAGUUUACUUUAUGUGGCACAAGGCAGUUUAAUGAUCAGCUUGCUCUGUACAUUCUGGCGACUUGGUCUCCAGUGUCCCCAUAUGUGGGGCAGCAGGUAACAAACCGGUACUGUUGGGAGGUAUACAUAUGUGUCGUUUGAUACUUUUUAUUUUUUUACUUAUCCAUGCUUGGCAAUGGCUUAUUCCAGGCGUUUUGCACUUGAUUACUUGUCAUAUUCCAUACACCACAGGUAAAUUGUAUUUGUUCGUGUCUCUCUGUAUUUCAACAUUACAACUAUGCCAUUUGGUGAAUAAGCCAAACUCAUCAGCGAUUGGAGUUUGCAAGCAAUCAUGAAAAAAUAUUAUUUAUAUUUUAGGUGGUCUUGCUGAGGAGGUGGAUGAGAAAAUUUUGCAUGCAGCUUUUAUCCCUUUUGGAGAUAUCACAGACAUUCAGAUACCACUUGAUUAUGAAACUGGUAAGAUAAUGCAGUCUUUCUAAUUUUCCCAAUUUAUGUAUUCACUCUUAGUAUCAGCCCACAUAUAAUAUCAUCACUAAUUUAAAAACUUUUGACUGUUUUGUUCCCUUAAAUGGUUUGAUAUGCUGAAAGGUAGAAUGCUCCUAGGAAAUGUGCUCUGAAAACAGCGAGAUUGCAGUUACAGUAUGAAGUGUCAAUACUGUAAAGGGAAAAUUCAAAAAAUAUACUAGGCUCCAGUGGAUAGGUCAGUCUAGGCAGCUCACUCUCUGAAAUGGUUGCUAUUGUGAAAGGGCCAGCUGGGAAUAUAAAUAAACAGUAAGUAAAACAUUUUAACUAUAGGGCACAAUAAGCUAUGAACCUCUACUGUGGUGGAGGAGGACCACUGAUGUCAACUUAGUUAACACUUCCCUUGGAGUGGGAUGUUUGAAUCCAAUUUUAGAUGCGCCUGUCUUCCUUAUACAACUGACUUCAUGAAUGAGCUUGUCACAGUGAGAUGCACAGAGAUGCUAGUGACCCCAACAGGUUAUCCUGCAUGAUAGGAGUACUUUGGUGCCAUUCACCAGUAAGAGGGCAAGUCUUUUUACAAUGAUUUGCUAUCUUCCCUGGUCCUGCUGGGCACAGACUCCAAUAUAGGCAGGUUUAUGACAUCUGGCUUCUGCAGAGCUGCAGAAGCCGGAUGUUGAUCCAUCUGAUUAUUUAUUGGCUGAGAGCAUCAAUGAAUGAGAGUCUGUGCAUCAACGUUUGGAAACAAUUGACAUUAGCUGGCUCGUAACUCUUGUUCAGGGCUGGCUGCUAAUGCCCCCUACUGGAGGUGAAGUUGCAGCUCCAGCAGCAAAGGGGUUAAACUUGGUAUGUACAGCGUUUGACAGUAAACUCCUACACAUACAGGCAAAUUGGUCCAUGAUCUGUUUCAGAUAUCACUUAGUUUGAAAUUGUUAGAUUAAAAUAAAAAGGACUUAUACCAGCAGACUUUGAAUAAAGAAAGAAACAAUCGUUAAUAAAAUUGUCAAGUGUUUGUUAUAGCAAUAAUAAUAGCCAGGCCCAGCUGUCAUGUAAUUUACUUGGAGUUGGAUUUCCUUAUUAUUAGUAUGAUUGGGAUUUGGUUUUACUGCACCACAAUGUGUUUUCUUCCCUUGUAAACAGAUCCAUAUGUAUUCUGAGGAUUUAUUUUACAAUAGUACAUGUUAUUGUACUUUUCAUGAUUUGUUUAACUUGUUGUUAUAUACUGAUUGACAAUGCAUGUUAUUUAGUGUUUUCUUUUUUUUUUUUUUUUAAAUAGAGAAACACAGAGGAUUUGCUUUUGUGGAAUUUGAAAUCCCAGAGGUAAGCUAUUCCUCUGAUAUUCUCAGGUUGCAGAUAUAUUCUUUUAUAAAAGUUACAUUCAGAAACUAUACUUUUUGAUUAUUCUACAGUUUGUACUCCGUCCUGUUAGCAUCAUUAAUAUAAAGUUACACAUGCACAGCAGGCUCCCUGAUGUGUAACAUCUUAACAGGUGGCAGAGAUGUCACUGCGGUUGAUGUAAAGGAUGCUGUUGAUUAAGCUGGUUGAUCUAGAACGGUCAACGGUUUGAUUAUACAUAAUUGUUUGCACCAUGUUAGUAACAUACAUUGACUUGGUUAUGGUAUUAAAAUACAUUUUCAGAAUUCUAAGAAAUCUAUUUAUCCAGAUGUUUAAUAUAACUCCAUUUGUAAUUUGAUUUUUUUUUUUUUUUCUUCUAGGAUGCUGCUGCUGCUAUUGAUAACAUGGUAUGUCUAAUUUGCCAAAUCAUGCUGCUCCUUCUUUACAUUAUUGUGUGAUUGUUGUGAAAGUCAUUAUAAUCAUACUUAUAAAAUACUUUAAUUUGAGUUUUUUGUCUGAAUAUAAUGUAAUGAUUAGUAUGUAUUAGUUAUUGUGGAUGAACGUACAUUAUAUUUUUUUAUUUCAUAGAAUGAGUCAGAAUUGUUUGGAAGAACGAUACGUGUCAAUCUGGCUAAACCCAUGAGGUUAAAAGAAGGGUCUUCCAAAGCUGGUAAGUGCUAAUUACACCAAACACUGUAUAUAUAAUUGUCAUGUAAAGACUGUUCAUGUCCAGUAAACCACAGGCUUUGUAAAUACCCAACAAAUAUGCAAAAGUAUAAAUAUGUUGUGAAUGGUGGUGGGGUGCAACUCGGUAUUACAUCUGCAAACUUCUAAAUGAAGAAAUAUCACAAAACAGAAUCUCAAGGUGGCUUCACCACCAUGUAAAAAUGUAUAAUUUAAAAAUGUUAAUUUAAAACAAGAGUUAAUUUGGCAGUUACCCUUUACAAGUAAUUUCCCAUUACGCUGGUCAUCUAUACAAACACUUUACACAUAAAGUCCCCUGCGUGCAAAGUUGGCUUCUAUUGGCUGUAGUGCAAUUGGUUGUGGCUGUAUUUUACUUACAGUCUCUCCUACUUUGAGCAGUCUAUUUCUGGUUGGUAAUGCAUGGUGUAGGACAAGCUCUUGCUGCAGGCUUUUGCUACAGCACAACUAAAAUCCUGCAUAUUAAGAAAGGUACAUUAUCAAUCACAAAAUCCAUUGGGUUUACAUUCACAACAGUGACCGUUCAUCUUGGGCUUCAAUUUGUGUGCAAGCAGUUUCAUUUUCUUUCUUGUUACUGACCUGUGACUGGAUACCCUCACAAUUUCUUUGCAUUUUUUCACUGAAAACUUCAAAGACAACUGCAUAAUGGUUAAAGCACCACUAUAGGCACCCAGACCACUUCAGCUCAAUGAAGUGGUCUGGGUGCCAGGUCCAUCUAGGAUUAACCCUUUCUGCUGUAAACAUAGCAGUUUCAGAGAAACUGCUAUGUUUACAAAUGGGUUAAUCUCAUUGACAGCCGCUAGAGGCGCUUCCGCGCUUCUCACUGUGAGGGAGCCCGGCACUGGGAAAAAAGGUAAGGGAUUAACCCCUUCCUCUCCAUUCAGCCUGGCGGGAGUGGGACCCCGAGGGUGGGGGCACCCUCAGGGCACUAUGGUGCCAGCAAAACGAGUAUGUUUUCCUGGCACUAUAGUGGUCCUUUAAUAAUGAAUAUACAACUGAAAUCGAAUUUCCCUUUUUUACAAGCAGAUUUCUGGUUGUGGCUGGAUUGCUUUUUUUUAAUUGUCUUUCAUGCCUUGGGUAGAAAAUAAUCAAUAUUCCUGUCAUCCGGUUAGUUUGGUCUGAUGAUGACUGGCUAAAGAAGUUCUCUGGAAAAACAUUGGAAGAAAAUCAAGAAGGGGAAGUAACAGAUGCAUCCAAAACAGAAAUUAAAGAGGUACCAUUGACUUUCUAAAGAGAACUACAUUUCAUGCACACUUUUUUUUUUAAAUGAAAGACAAAUUAUAUAAGCUUUUAUGUUUGUGUGUGCCAUGAAUAAAUGUCAAAUUAACUUUAAAUUGAAUUUUAUAUUUCUGAUUUACGGUACAUUUACCCCAUAUGAAAGUAUGCACAUACGCAUUAACACAUCAUAUUCCAUUUACAAUUUAGUUCUUUCCCAUCUCAUUCUUAAACUGCUGUACACCCUUUGGUUGAUCUUGGGAUUAUUUUUACGUAAUGACUAAUAGUAAAUAUUUACUCACUGUUCAGAUGAUAUUAUUUAACGAAUAAAAAUAGAGAAAUAGAAUCUUCUUUGCGCACUUUACUGUAGGCAGCUUCUAAGCUAUAAAACACACCUGGAAGUGUAUGUACAAAUUUAAUUAAAAGCCAUACAGAGCCAAACCAUUUUAGGAAGAAAUAUAACCUUGUGUGUCUGUGAUAUAUUAUACCGUUCUAUACAUCGUAUAUUAGCUUGUGUUUUACUUCAGUUCCAGAAGCCAUAGUGUUUUUGGCUGAACUGAACUGAACUUUGAACUAUAAUAAAUUUGUCUCAAUGAUUGAAUUUGAAUUGAUUUGAAUUUUGUAAAUGUUUGAAUUUUUUCAGGGAGAACCACCUGCAAAAAAAGUACGUGCAAACCCGCAAGUUUACAUGGAUGUUAAGAUAGGGAACAAACCUGCUGGUCGCAUUCGAUUCUUGCUUCGAGCUGAUAUUGUGCCGAUGACAGCAGGUAUGUGCAUAAUUCACUUGUAUGCUGCAUUGGGUGAAGUUGCCUGAACACAUUCAGUGUGAUAACGAGCGGUAUUUUACGAGUGUAUGUCUGAUCUUGUGGGGAGUGUUUUGUGUUCAGUACAAGGUUUUUUUUUUUUUCUCUUCAUUACUGUUAGUGUUAAAUAUAUCAAAGUACUGAAGCAAUAACAUUGGAACACUUUAGGCAAGUCCUCUUCUCUGGAUAUGUCCUAUUUGCAAGUAAGCAAAAGGGUUGACAAAGUGAUUCCAUUAGACAUCAGGAAAGUAAAGAUUUAAAAAUAUCCAUGAUCGGGUCUUUUCUAUGAAUAGCUGGUGUCUGUCAGUAGCACACAUAGCAUUCUGCAGACAGACGGCAAAUGGAGAGAUUACACCCCUCCUCAGUCUGUCCUCAUUGUCAUCCCUUCCUCUCCAGUGGGAGGGAAUUAUGUCACCGGAGGAGGAUUGGGCUGGCAACUUGUCCUCCCUUUGGAAUGGAGGUACAUUUUAGCUUGAUUCCUCUUAUGUUAGGAAUAAAUUUAUGUAUUCCUAGUGCUAUAGUGUCCCUCUACCUUCCUUCUCUGUUCUGCUCCCUCCCUGGCUGACGUUAUCAAGAUUGAUGAUCUCAGCCAAUACAAUGCUUGUCCAUAGAGAAGCACUUGGAAAUGUACAGAACAAACACUGUGCUGCACCAGUCAAAUGCUUUUCCAUGAGAUUCAAUGAUAACAUUGGCGUUCCUGAAGAGUUGCAGGGUUUAAAAGACAUACAAAGCACCCAGACUAUUUCAUUGGGAUGGAACAAUCAAGGUGCCUAUAGAUUCCCUUUAUUGAUCAGUUGUAACUAAUAAAGCUACCACUAAACUGAAUUGUAGCAAAACUAAAUAUGAAUGGUUAAACUGUAACUAACUCUUGUAGCCUAAGGUUUGCCAUUUAAAAUUUCAAUUUGCUACAAUUUGGAAUCUAAUCUCAAAGAGCAGGAAUAAAAAUUGGGGUUUGUCUCACAUUUGGCACUGGUUUUUAAUACACUUUUAAAAUUAUUUAUUCAAAAUGUUUAUAUAGAAAUUUUAUAUAUACAGGGAGUGCAGAAUUAUUAGGCAAAUGAGUAUUUUGACCACAUCAUCCUCUUUAUGCAUGUUGUCUUACUCCAAGCUGUAUAGGCUCGAAAGCCUACUACCAAUUAAGCAUAUUAGGUGAUGUGCAUCUCUGUAAUGAGAAGGGGUGUGGUCUAAUGACAUCAACACCCUAUAUCAGGUGUGCAUAAUUAUUAGGCAACUUCCUUUCCUUUGGCAAAAUGGGUCAAAAGAAGGACUUGACAGGCUCAGAAAAGUCAAAAAUAGUGAGAUAUCUUGCAGAGGGAUGCAGCACUCUUAAAAUUGCAAAGCUUCUGAAGCGUGAUCAUCGAACAAUCAAGCGUUUCAUUCAAAAUAGUCAACAGGGUCGCAAGAAGCGUGUGGAAAAACCAAGGCGCAAAAUAACUGCCCAUGAACUGAGAAAAGUCAAGCGUGCAGCUGCCACGAUGCCACUUGCCACCAGUUUGGCCAUAUUUCAGAGCUGCAACAUCACUGGAGUGCCCAAAAGCACAAGGUGUGCAAUACUCAGAGACAUGGCCAAGGUAAGAAAGGCUGAAAGACGACCACCACUGAACAAGACACACAAGCUGAAACGUCAAGACUGGGCCAAGAAAUAUCUCAAGACUGAUUUUUCUAAGGUUUUAUGGACUGAUGAAAUGAGAGUGAGUCUUGAUGGGCCAGAUGGAUGGGCCCGUGGCUGGAUUGGUAAAGGGCAGAGAGCUCCAGUCCGACUCAGACGCCAGCAAGGUGGAGGUGGAGUACUGGUUUGGGCUGGUAUCAUCAAAGAUGAGCUUGUGGGGCCUUUUCGGGUUGAGGAUGGAGUCAAGCUCAACUCCCAGUCCUACUGCCAGUUCCUGGAAGACACCUUCUUCAAGCAGUGGUACAGGAAGAAGUCUGCAUCCUUCAAGAAAAACAUGAUUUUCAUGCAGGACAAUGCUCCAUCACACGCGUCCAAGUACUCCACAGCGUGGCUGGCAAGAAAGGGUAUAAAAGAAGAAAAUCUAAUGACAUGGCCUCCUUGUUCACCUGAUCUGAACCCCAUUGAGAACCUGUGGUCCAUCAUCAAAUGUGAGAUUUACAAGGAGGGAAAACAGUACACCUCUCUGAACAGUGUCUGGGAGGCUGUGGUUGCUGCUGCACACAAUGUUGAUGGUGAACAGAUCAAAACACUGACAGAAUCCAUGGAUGGCAGGCUUUUGAGUGUCCUUGCAAAGAAAGGUGGCUAUAUUGGUCACUGAUUUGUUUUUGUUUUGUUUAUGAAUGUCAGAAAUGUAUAUUUGUGAAUGUUGAGAUGUUAUAUUGGUUUCACUGGUAAUAAUAAAUAAUUGAAAUGGGUAUAUAUUUGUUUUUUGUUAAGUUGCCUAAUAAUUAUGCACAGUAAUAGUCACCUGCACACACAGAUAUCCCCCUAACAUAGCUAUAACUAAAAACAAACUAAAAACUACUUCCAAAAAUAUUCAGCUUUGAUAUUGAGUUUUUUGGGUUCAUUGAGAACAUGGUUGUUGUUCAAUAAUAAAAUUAAUCCUCAAAAAUACAACUUGCCUAAUAAUUCUGCACUCCCUGUGUAUAUAUAUAUAUAUAUAUUAUAUUCACACACACACUAUAUAUUACAUUUACAUUUUUUUUAACGCUUACUCAUUGAGGCCCACGUCUGGAGAGGUACUUUUUUGUCUGUUACUUACUAUUUAUUUGUUAUAAAAAAAUUCCUUAGUGAUGCUAAUCUGUAAACAACUAUUUUAAGCAGUUUGAUUACCUGUAAAAUAAUUGGAAUAUAUUGCAAAUUUCAUGUCCUUGUUUUAGGCUUAAGGGAUUUAUAUGCUAAAAAGCAGUUGUUGGAAAUUGACAGUUGCAUAUUUUAAGCCAAAAUAGUUGUGCUGUAAAAUGCUCUUCUGCAUUUUUGUUUAAAAUUUGCAAUUCCAUGAAUCCUUAUUUCCCAAUACUACCAUGUUAUUUUAAUAAAUGCCAAAUUUGUCAAUUAUUCAAUAAGAGGACCUAAAAAUGAUAUCCUUCAAGAUACACAAUUAUUAGGACAUUUCUCUGCUGUCCAGAGAACUGAUGACAUAUGUAAAUGCUGAUAAUUCUACUUCCUGUCCAUAGAAAACUUCCGCUGCUUGUGCACCCAUGAAAAGGGAUUUGGCUUCAAGGGCAGUAGUUUCCACAGAGUCAUUCCGCAGUUCAUGUGCCAGGCAGGAGAUUUUACCAAUCACAAUGGUACAGGAGGGAAAUCUAUAUAUGGAUCCAAGUUUGAAGAUGAAAACUUUAUUUUGAAACACACAGGUCCAGGUAUGUAGUCGCUCCUGAUACGAGACUAUGAGACAAUCCUUUUGUUUUGGUCUCACUGCAGCUUUGUUUCUUGAAAUAUUUCUGCUCAAUAUAAAAGUCAUAUGCUAAAUUUCAGUAGUCUAGGAUUUCCCAGAAGUACAUUUUUACAUUUUAAAACACUAGAGGCAUCCAAACCACUUCAUCUCACUGAAGUGGUCAAAAUGCACGGUCUCUGUCUCCUUAACCCUUCAGCUGAAAACAUUGCAGUUUUAGAAAAAGAUACUUUAGAGGUGAAAAUAGAAACUUAUUCCUGAUGUAUGCAGAAAAGAUUAGUUUAACAAAAAUGAGGAAGCAUUAGCCUGAGCAGCAUUGGGAUGUGGCUGAGAGUGUCAUCUGACUGCUUUCCACCAAUAACUGUUCCCAUUGCUGUUAUGAAUUGAUAUGGCUUGAAGGAAAUGUAUAAUCUAUGCCCUAGCCAUACUUCCAGUAGGGGCCUGGCUGUGAAAGGCAGGAUCCAUUCACUCCAUGUUAAAUUGCUUGAAAAUGAGUUAACACUGAAUAGAAGGACAGUGCCAGGGGACUACAGGCACAAUAACAAAUUCAGCAAGAUGAAAUGGUUAUAGCGCCUAUUGUGCACUUCAAUAUGUUUUAUGCCUAAACGAUUCAUAGACUGCACUGUAACCAUAAUAGUAAGCUGAAGUGUUUAUAAUGCUUAGAGUAGUCCUUUAAUCAAAGUUCCACAUAAAAAUACACAAUGAUUUGGAUAAAUUGAGGGACUGGACAGGCAGGUGGCAGAGGAAAUUCAAUGCAGAUAAAUACAAAGUCAUGUAUUUUUGGGGGAAAAAAACCACAAACAUCUUAUACAUUAAAUGGGGUUGAAUUAAGUAUAACAUUAAAUGAAAAGGACUUGGGAGCUAAGUAACAGUAUGCAAUGCCAGUCUGCUUUUGCAAAUUUUAGUAAGGUUCUUUCAUUAAGAAGUGGUAUUCACGUGAUCAAGAUCAAAUGUUGCCUCUUUACAAAUCAAUGGUAAAACCCCAGCUUAAAUAUGAGGUGCACCUUAAAGGCACAGAAACGCAAAGGAUUUGAGCCAUCACAUUAGGCUCUAGUAUAUGUGAGUGCACCAUCUCACGUUUUAUAUACAUGUAAGGUGUUGUAAAUACCGUAUUACAUUAUAUUGGUUUAUCGGUUUUGUAUAUAUUGACAAAGUUGUUAGAAAACCCUACAAGCUAUUGGGUAAGUAAUAGAAAGCACUACUCCAUUAUACACUUUUUACAUUAUAUGAAAUAUGAAUUGCUAAAAUCUUCAUGAGAUUGUGACUAAGAUUUUACUUUCCACCAGGAUUGUUGUCAAUGGCAAAUUCUGGAACCAACACCAAUGGCUCUCAGUUCUUUAUCACUUGUGACAAGACAGACUGGCUUGAUGGGAAACAUGUGGUAUUUGGAGAAGUGAUGGAAGGAAUGGAUGUGGUGCAGCUAAUAGAGGUGAGUAUUACUGUUGUACUCAUGUUUGCUAACCAAAAUUACAUCUAGUACGAUAGUUACAUCUGUCUGUGUUGCUCUAUUGAACUCCUUUCCUUUGUUAUUUAAAGAUUGCAAUUCGCACUGUCAUUUCAUAUGCAAUCAUUUUUAACUUGUUUCUUGUUAUUCCUAGGUGAAUGAUCUAAAAAAAAAAAAAAAAAAAAAUUUUAUAUUUGGAUACAAAUCCCAUUCAGCUAAGCUGAGCAAAUCAAAUGUUUAAUUGUGGGUGAAUGAAUCAAUUCUUUCGUACACUGAUUAACAGGCAUUUGUUAUGUUGAGCACAGCUAAUUGGGAUUUGUGCAUAUGUCUACUUUUUUUUUGGCUAUAAAAACGCUUUCCUUUUCCUUUUAACCCCUUAACGCUGUUAUGGCGUUCUAUGCCGUCCCGCAUUAAGUGGGCUUUAAAGCCGUUGCGGCGGCAUAGAACGCCUUAACGGCUUUGAGCCUUGGAGAGCCCGGGAUACUUACCUACCCGGCGCUCUGCUUCAGGAGGACUGCCUCACAGCCCAGGCAGCCCUCCAACGGCAAAAGAAGCCCCCGGGGGCCAUGUGAUCGCUCUCAAAGAGCGAUCACAUGGCCCCCUAUAGCUGGCUGUGGAUCUGCCAGCAGGGGGACUCUUUGAAAUGUCAAAGUCCCCCUGCUGGUGGGAAAGUAAAAAAAAAUAUUAUUAGACAUGUUAUAAAAUAUAUAUAUAUAUAUAAUGUAUAUAUGUAUAUGUGUGUGUAUAUAUAUUAUAUGUAACGUCAUACAUAGUGUAUUUUAAUAUAAGCACAUAUUAGUAUUAAAAUACACUUAGAAUGACGAUAUAUAUAUGUAAUUACAAUAAUAAAAAUAAAUAAAUAAAAUUUAAUAUAAAUUAUAUAUUCAUAUGUAAUUUCAUUCUAACUGUAUUUUGUUAUAUAUAUAUAUAUAUAUAUAUAUAUAUAUAUUACAUUAGUAUACAUGUAGAAUUUAAAUACCUAUAAAUGCAUAUAUAUUAAAAUUCUACGUGUAUAUUUAAGUAAUCUUUUAGCAUAAUUAUGUGAUUUAAAUAAUUAAAAUUUGAUUGACAUGCCUGACAACACAGGGAGAAAGUGCAGAGAAUUUAAUUCGCAAGCACUAUAUUUGACCCUGCAACUCUCCAAGACACUAAAAAACCUGUACAUAGGGGGGUACUGUUUUACUCUGGAGACUUCGCUGAACUCAAAUAUUAGUGUUUCAAACUGGUAAAUUGUAUUACAACGAUGAUAUUUUAAGUAAAAGUGAGGUUUUUUGCUUUUUUUUUUUUUAUUUUUUUUUAUUUUUUUACAAACGAACUGCACUUUUAUGGACUAUAUUAUUGUUAUAUGUUUUACUGUUUUGAAACACUAAUAUGUGUUUAGUGAAGUCUCCCGAGAAUAACAGUACCCCCCAUGUACAGGUUUUAUGGUGUUUUGGAAAGUUAGAGAGUCACAUAUAAGGCUUGCAUUUCAUUUUUUUGACAUUGAAAUUUGCCAGAUUGGUUAUGUUGCCUUUGAGAACGUAAGGUAGCCCAGGAAUGAGAAUUACCCCCAUGAUGGCAUACCAUUUGCAAAAGAAGACAACCCAAGCUAUUGCAAGUGGGGUAUGUCCAGGCUUUCUGAGUAGCCACUUAGUCACAAACACUGGCCAAAUAUUAGUUAUUUGCUUUUUUCACACAAAUACAAAUAUGAACGCUAACUUUGGCCAGUGUUUGUGACUAAGUGGCUACUAAAAAAGACUGGACAUAACCCAAGGUAUUGAAAGUGGGGUGUCUACUUUUUCAAAUGGUAUGCCAUUAUGGGGGUAAUUCUCAUUCCUGGGCUACCACACCGUUUCAAAGGUAACAUUACUAAUCUGGCAAAUUUCAGUUUGAAAAUGGAACGUUCUAUAUUUGACCCUGUAACUUUCCAAAACACCAUUAAACCUGUUAAUGGGGGUACUGUUGUACUCGUGAGACAUCGCUGAUUACAAAUAUGUGCAUUUUUUUGCAGUAAAACCUAACGGUAUUUUGACAUUCACAGCUAAAAUGUCAGACGGAAAUACAAAUUUAAAAAAAGAAAGUCUUCUUUUCUCAAUUUUUUUUAAAUUUUAUUCAUAAUAAAUUAUGUUCCAUAUAUGAAUAGUUAAUGAUAAAUUAAAGCCCUGUUUCCCCUGAACAAAAAGAUAUAUAAUGUGUGGGUGCACUUAAUGUGACAGCGGUGAAUUACGGUUGAACAGACAUAUAGCGCAAAUUCCAGUUUUUGUUUACGUUUUGUUUUGAAACGUGCACUAUUGACUCCGUCCUGAAGGGGUUAAACUCUGUCUCUUUUGGCAGGAGGUUAUCUUUUUAAUGUAUGCAUGUUUACCAUUAAUAUCACGUAGAAUUGAUAAAUAAGACACCAGUUUGUGAAGUCUCAGUACAAAUGUUCUGGUUGAAAGAGAAAGUGCACUUUACAAAAAAUGUUUUUGUUUCUAAUGUUUAUUUAUAAUUUCUGUUUUAUUUCCAGGCUCAGGGUAGCAAGGAUGGGAAACCUAAACAAAAAGUGAUCAUCUCGGACUGUGGGGAAUAUGUGUGAUGUUUGGUCUUUUUGGUUGUAUGAUGUAAUUAUUAUAUUCAAAAAUAUUUUGUAAAUUUUCUUUUGAUAAAUAAAACCUCUCAUUUUUUUG
Messenger RNA from Pelobates cultripes (western spadefoot toad), 16554 nucleotides. The record is from the annotation of a GenBank genome assembly. Lineage: Eukaryota; Metazoa; Chordata; Amphibia; Anura; Pelobatidae.